AUGUCUAGGCGAAUCGAGUCCGUCGAGUCUGAAGUCCGCCGACUACAGGACCAGCUCGAGGAGAUGAAGCAGAUGCUCAGCGUGCACUCGCAGCCGCAGCCGCAGCCGCAGGCACAGGCGCUGUCUGGAUCCGGGCUUCAUACUGUGCAGCAGCCCAGUGUAUCCCCGCCGCAGGUCGUGGCUGAGAGCGCUGGAUUCCUAGCGCCUGAUAUGCGUUUACCUUUGCAGUCGCGCCUUCAGGACCUGCAGGGCGAUAUGUAUCGUGCGCCGAAGAGGAGACGGACUGGCUUUGAGGUUCGAGAGGAGCCGAUCUCGGAUUUUAUUAGCAAGGGCCUUAUUACGAUGGAUUAUGCUGUGGAGUGUUUUACGACGUGUGUUUAUUCUGACCUAGUGUUGUAG
This is a messenger RNA of Aspergillus puulaauensis, 399 nucleotides long. RefSeq lists its product as uncharacterized. The record is from RefSeq and is a predicted model, not a curated record. The transcript has a single exon. The coding region runs from base 1 to 399 and encodes 132 amino acids. NCBI's taxonomy places the organism in Eukaryota, Fungi, Ascomycota, Eurotiomycetes, Eurotiales, Aspergillaceae.